AGUUACAUGUACUCCAGAGAAUAAGUGGCUGUAAGCUGGAAAAACUUCCUAAUGGAACAGUAAAGAGUCUGAAGGCCUUUGAUGAAGUUGCAUAUGAUGGAAUGGAUUUUAUUACCUUAAAGUAUGACCUUCUUCCAUGGAUGGAUAAAGUCACAAAAACCAAAAUGGAUCAUCAAACUGGACGAAACCCAUUCCUCAGAGAUUUCCUCAGAAACUGCUCUAAGUGGAUCUCCACAUUUAACAACACAUUUAAGAAGAAACACUUCCUCAGCUACAAGUUUACAGCCGAUUGCAAAGCAAACACACACCCUGUGUUCAAAGCUGUGUGUGUGUGUGAUGGCAGAGAGAUUGCUCAAUACAGUAAUGAAGAAAGAGUCUGGAUAAGAUCGAGUCUGACUGCAGAUGACUGGAUCAAAGCUCCUGCAGAACCACCUGAGUCUAGAGAGUGGUUCAUGCAUCAGUUAAACACGCUGUCAAACUGCUCAGACUCACAGUGUUCUGAGCUCCAUGUUCUUCAGAGAAUAACUGGUUGUGAACUGGAGAAACUUCCUGAUGGAACAGUGAAUCUGACAGUGUUUGACGAAUAUGGAUUUGAUGGAGAGGAUUUCAUUGUCUUUAAUUCUGACGCUCUGCAGUGGAUUGAUAAAAACCCCAAAGCUAAAGAAACUAAAAGGGAAUGGGAUCAACAAACAGAACGAAACCAACUCCUGCAGCAUUACCUCAAGACCUGCAUGCACUGGAUCUCCACAUGUAAUAACACUAAAAAGACUCCACCAGAUGUUCAUGUGUUUGUGAAGAAAGCUCCUGAUGAUCAAAGCAAGCUGGUUCUGAGCUGUCUGGCCACUGGUUUCUACCCCAGAGAUGUUGAGAUGAACAUCAGAUUGGACGAAACUGUUCUUGAGAACCAAACAUCAUCUGGAAUCAGACCAAAUGCUGAUGAAACCUUUCAGAUGAGAUCCAGUGUGGAGACUGAUGCAGCUUACUAA
Messenger RNA from Sinocyclocheilus grahami, 986 nucleotides. RefSeq names its product major histocompatibility complex class I-related gene protein-like. Gene Ontology annotation, cellular component: external side of plasma membrane. The transcript is spliced from 4 exons. Lineage: Eukaryota; Metazoa; Chordata; Actinopteri; Cypriniformes; Cyprinidae. Gene Ontology annotation, biological process: immune response. The record is from RefSeq and is a predicted model, not a curated record. The annotation marks the transcript as partial.